UUGUAGAAGACAGUUGGGUCAAAAGCUACAUCCACGGAAUCAGCCAGGAAAUAUACCAAGUGCAUGUCCCAAAAUCACUCAUCGGAAAGUCAUUUUUCAAAGCCACAAGGUACUUUUACCGCUGCCACGGCAUCCUGAUAUUCAGCGUCGGCUCGUUCUCCCAAUCGCGCGCCCGCUCAACCACAUGGCGGACCACCCAUCCUUUGACACCGACUCUGGCUACUACCAGAUUCUACUAGCGCCGUACGAUUACAUAUUGGAAAAGUAUGAUAUGCUUUUUGCCAUUUCGACCGACGUCCAAUCGUAUUGAACGCGAUGGUUUACGCCGAGCGCGUGUCCAUAAGGAGCGCAAAGAUUGAGAAAAGCAGUGUGCGCAGUAACACGGCUGGGUUAAAAAUUGAAGUGAGAUCGCCAUUAUUUAUGACAAAUACGCCCCCCCGAGUCCGCAGCUGCCUUUUCGUCGACACCUCAUUGCUUUGCUAUCCGCAUCCAACAGCGCGCGGAGUACAGCAGCGACAAUGCCUGCAGAAAAUAAGUCGUUGGCAGCACAAUAGAAGAGGGUAUCCGGUCCAAAUGGACAGUCCGCGGCGAAUGAUUGCUAAGCCCCCAGGUGCCAGUAACCAAAUAAAAAGUUAUACCGGUAACUACAUCAGUGACAGCGACAGCUCGUACUUCUCACCCGGACGCAAACCUAUAGAAACAGUUGUACACAGCAGCACAUACCCGCCAUCCGUAUUCCCCAUCAAUUCCUCUGCAACAGCGCAAUUGCACCAUGAUAAAUUUGAAGGGCGACGUGGUGACCUGGUACCACAGGACAUACGCGACCACAUUGUGAUAUGCGAUGCCAGCAGCUUGUUUCCGCGCAACGUCGAGCUAUUGGUGCAAGCGCUGAAAAUGCUUAUGAAAACAAAGACCUUAACAUUGUCAUACUGUCACCAGGCCAGCCCGACACGCAGCACAGGCUUGCAGUGCAGCAAUUUACGCACAUCUACCAUGUGCGCGGCACGCCCCUGGCACAAGCAGACCUGCAGCGAACGCACAUUACAAGAGCGCAAAAGGCCAUAGUGCUGGGCUUAUGCAAUACACGCUCUUAUGCAGAUAUUGGCGGCGAAACUAGUACGGACUCAGCGGCCAUCCUGGCAAACAUGAACAUUCAUCGCUCUGUG
Kickxella alabastrina is the source of this 1166-nucleotide messenger RNA. RefSeq lists its product as uncharacterized. Bases 316 to 1065 code for a protein of 249 amino acids. The transcript has a single exon. The record is from RefSeq and is a predicted model, not a curated record. NCBI's taxonomy places the organism in Eukaryota, Fungi, Kickxellomycota, Kickxellomycetes, Kickxellales, Kickxellaceae.